AAGGCAAAGGGCAUGCCCGUCUCUCACUUUUCUUUUCUUCCCAUGCGGUUUUAAGAAUAUGUUGGAUGCUUCCAAAGCUCAGAGCCUCCUCUCGGAGGUUUCCUUUGAGGGCCUGCCUCAUGGCGAGGCUCCAGAUCCUCUCUUCUCUGGUCUCUUAUUCAGUUUGAGCUUUACACGUGCCGGACGGCUAGCUACCGGAGGAACAAGCAGAUCCCGAAUACAACUUUCAUCUUGGAAACUAGAAGUCUAGAAGAUCGUAAAUGGAGAAGGGCAGUAUCUUGAUGCAAAAGUAUGAACUCGGCCGGCUCCUUGGCCAAGGCACAUUUGCUAAAGUCUACCAUGCAAGAAACAUCGCCACCAAACAAAGUGUUGCCAUCAAGGUGAUCGACAAGGUUAAGGUACUGAAAGUGGGUAUGAUCGACCAGAUCAAACGCGAGAUCUCGAUCAUGAAGCUGGUUCGCCAUCCAAACGUAGUCCAGCUCUAUGAGGUCAUGGCCAGCAAGACAAAAAUAUACUUUGUCAUGGAGUACCUGAAAGGAGGGGAGCUGUUCAACAAGGUGGCCAGAGGCAGGCUGAAGGAAGAUCAAGCAAGAAGUUACUUCCAGCAGCUUGUUGGAGCAGUAGAUUUCUGCCACAGUCGUGGCGUCUACCACCGCGACCUUAAGCCGGAAAACCUCCUCGUCGAUGAUAAUGGUAACCUUAAGGUGUCAGACUUCGGCCUAAGCGCGCUGACCGACGGCCAAAGUUCCGGUGGGCUGCUUCACACGACCUGCGGGACACCAGCAUAUGUUGCGCCGGAGAUCAUCAACAAGAAGGCGUACGAUGGGUCCAAGGCCGACAUAUGGUCGGCCGGCGUGGUGCUUUUCGUUCUACUGGCAGGCUAUCUGCCUUUUCAUGAUCUCAACCUCAUGGAGAUGUACAGGAAGAUCAGCAAAGGGGAUUUCAGGUGCCCACAUUGGUUCUCCCCAGAAGUCAGGAAGCUUUUAAUCCGAGUCCUCGAUCCAAAUCCAAGCACCAGGAUCACCAUAGCUGGGAUCAUGAAGAAUUCAUGGUUCGAACAGGGAUACCAGCCAAUCCGUGCCCCUGCUCUUGGCAACGACAGCAGCCCCGGUGACGUAGACGCAGCCUUUACAUCGGACCCUGAGGCCGAGAGUUCCGAGAAACUAGUUAUAAAACCAAGCUGCAUGAACGCGUUUGACAUCAUAUCACUGUCGCCGGGAUUCAAUCUCUCCGGUCUGUUUGAGAAGGAGACUAACGUGCGGAAGCAUGAAGCAAGGUUCACGUCGCAAAAGCCGGCUUCUGCCAUUGCGUCGAAGCUGGAGGAGAUUGCCCAGACGGAGAGCUUCAAGGUGAAGAAGAAGAAUGGGAUGGUGAAGAUGCAGGGGAGCAAGGGAGGGAGGAAGGGUUGCUUAUCUAUAAAUGCCGAGAUCUUUGAGGUCACUCCCUCCUUCUGCAUGGUGGAGGUCAAGAAAUUGGCGGGAGACACCUUCGAGUAUCAACAGUUUUGUGAUCGUGGUCUCAAGCCAAAUCUCAAGGACGUGGUGUGGACAUGGCAAGGAGACCAAUCUCACCAUCAUCAAAGUACAGAAACGCAGACCCAAGAAGUUUAAUUGCGUCUGUUCAUAAUUCUUCUUCUUCCACACUGACCUUUUCUGAUUUGUACAAUUACUGCUCAACAUGUAAAAUGGAUGCUUAAUCCUAUUUAAUAAGUA
This is a messenger RNA of Nymphaea colorata (pocket water lily), 1712 nucleotides long. RefSeq names its product CBL-interacting protein kinase 5-like. Lineage: Eukaryota; Viridiplantae; Streptophyta; Magnoliopsida; Nymphaeales; Nymphaeaceae. Gene Ontology annotation, biological process: protein phosphorylation; signal transduction. Gene Ontology annotation, molecular function: protein kinase activity; ATP binding. Bases 261 to 1610 code for a protein of 449 amino acids. The record is from RefSeq and is a predicted model, not a curated record. The transcript has 2 exons.